AUGUCAACACAUGAAGACACCGCGCCGAGCGCCUCCGGCUCUGGCACCGGCUUGGGCACCACCGCUUCAGCGCCCGCUGCGCCCGCCCACGAACCGUCGAUCCACCCCGCACAACCACCGUCGGUCAAGGGUCACAGUUCGAAACUCUCCGUGUCGGGGAGUGCUAUUGGUCGCACGAUUUCCAACAGCCCUUCAGUCGCCGGCGGGAGGUCUCCCUACCUAUCCGACAAGGGAACAUCGCUUGAGUCUUCUGUCCGCAAGUUUCGCAUCGUCGAAGCCCUGCGCAAUGGCGACACCGCCUUUAUCUCCAAGGCUAUCAGGGAGAGCGCCGAGAAUGCCCCCCGCAUGAGCACUUCCUCCUUUACCACCUUCUCGGGGCCCCUCGAUGACACAACAAUCCUACACUUGGCUAUCCAAUGCGCCGAGCAACCCGUUGUCGAAUACGUCCUGUCCGACGGUGCGGGUUCUCUCGACAUCAAUGCUCGUGACAGGGAGGGCAAUACUCCGUUGCAUAUCGCCGCUAUUCAAGGGAGGGCUCAAAUUGUAAAACUGUUGCUAGAGAACAAGGAGAUCAAUGAUGCCAUUGCCAACCACCACGGGCGCCUCCCCAUUGAUCUAGCCCGGAACCCCGAUAUUUUUCAGCAGCUGCAGCUCUCUAGGUCGCUCUUUGCCGAAAACAAGGUUAGGCAGGUUCAAGACCUCAUUCUCCACGGGGAAUUGAAAGUAUUAGAGCAGGUGCUAGAGGAGUCACGCUUCAAAACGGUUUUAGACAUCAACAGCCCCGAGUUCGCGUCUGAGCCUACCACGGUCGAAGCUGGCGGCACCUUACUGCACGAGGCCGCCCGGCGCAAAAACAGCCGGCUUAUCCAGGUUUUGCUGCUGCAUGGAGCCGACCCGUUCCGCCGAGACCGCAAAGGGAAGCUGCCCCAGGAUGUUACCAAGGAUGAGAUCACCCGUGCAAUGCUGAAGAAGUCACCCGCUGCCGUGGCCGCCCAGAGGGGCAUCCAGGAGAAGGCUGUUUUGGGGUCCACUACGCAGGGCGCGGCCACAGCAACGCCCGGUGAUCCCCUUGCCGGGCGAGAGGCGCGAGAGAUGAAGGGCUACCUCAAGAAAUGGACCAACUACAGGAAAGGGUACCAGCUGCGGUGGUUCGUGCUCGAAGACGGCGUCCUCAGCUACUAUAAGCACCAGGAUGAUGCGGGCUCGGCUUGCCGUGGCGCCAUCAACAUGCGCAUUGCCAAGCUGCACAUGAGCGCUGACGAAAAAACUAAGUUCGAAAUUCAUGGCAAGUCAUCGGUAAAGUACACGCUGAAGGCCAACCACGAGGUUGAGGCCAAACGCUGGUUCUGGGCUCUCAACAACUCCAUCCAGUGGACCAAAGACCAGGCCAAGGAAGAGGAGCGCCAGAAAGCCCGGAAUGCAGAGCUUCUGAAGCAGGCCAAGGCGGAACACACCCACCUUGGCGACUCGCCCAGCGAAAACGCCAGCGUUGCCGAACAGUCGCGCAGCAGCAUUCAGCUAACUCGGAUGCAUUCCUCGGCUCGCGCCUCUAGUAAGAGUGGCUUCCCCACAAUCGGUAGCAACGAGGGUGAUGACUUUGUCGACGCGGCUACCGAGGCGGACAACAAGACCGACCAGAACGGUGGCACCGUUGCUGACGAGGGUGACGAGGAUGAAGAUUACGACGAACAUUCAAGCGGACAGGAUGCCCCACCGGCGAAUAAGGAUGCCUUCAAUAUCACCGCUCAGUCCGCAAAGCUGCAGCUUGAGUCCAUGGCUCAUGUUACAGCUGCGUUGCUUCUAGAGUCCUCUAAGAACCCGGCCGCCACCUUAACCGAUCCCAAGACCUCACAGGCUUUAUCUACAUAUGACGCUGCUAUCCGUUCUCUCACCGGCCUGAUUGGCGACCUGCUUCGUAUCUCGAAGGAUCGCGACGCCUACUGGCAGUACCGACUGGACCGAGAGUCGGAGAUGCGCCGGAUGUGGGAAGAGAGCAUGGCACAAGUUGCCAAGGAGCAAGAGGCACUCGAGGCCCGCGUGGGCGAGGCCGAGUCGAAGAGGAAGAUCACCAAGCGCAUUCUUAAGGAGGUCGUGGAGGGCGGGAUGCUCGAGGGUGGCCAGAUUCCUCUGUCGUCCAGCCAGGCCGCAGAGGCCGCCAUCCAGGACGAAGCCGAGGUCCAAACCCCGCCUGAGGCGGUUGGGGCAAAGUCUCCUACCCUCAACGUAUCCAGGCGGCAGACUGUGAUGACCCAGAUUGCGGAUAUCUCUGACUCCGAGUCCGACGGGGAAGAGUUCUUUGACGCAGUUGACGCUGGCGAGGUCGAGGUGUCGCAGUUGCCUCCUUCGGAGCUCACUUCCUCGCAGGAGGAACAGCAACUGGUCAUCUCCGAUGCCUACGAUAUCAGUAGCUCGUUUAAGGGUUAUGAAAACGGCAUCCGCACGCGGUUGAAGAUGGACGCCGAUGACCGGCCGAAGAUUUCGCUUUGGGGAAUUCUCAAGUCCAUGGUUGGAAAAGAUAUGACGAAAAUGACCCUCCCCGUCUCCUUCAACGAACCUACUUCUCUUCUCUACCGCUGUGGUGAGGAUAUGGAGUACGCCGACCUCCUUGAUCUUGCCGCCGACCGGACCGACUCUGUUGAGCGUCUCCUGUACGUUGGCGCCUUUGCAGCCAGUGAAUACGCGUCGACCAUUGGACGUGUUGCGAAGCCGUUCAACCCACUUCUGGGCGAAACGUUUGAGUACGUCCGCCCGGAUAAAAACUACCGCUUCUUCAUCGAGCAAGUCAGCCAUCACCCACCGAUCGGUGCUGCUUGGGCCGAGUCGCCCAAGUGGACGUACUACGGCGAGUCGGCCGUCAAAUCCAAGUUCUACGGCCGCUCGUUCGACAUCAACCCGCUCGGCACAUGGUUCCUGAAGCUCCGUCCCACUCACGGUGGCAAGGAGGACUUCUACACCUGGAAGAAGGUCACCUCCUCCGUCGUCGGCAUCAUCACAGGCAACCCGGUUGUCGACAACUACGGCCCCAUGGAGAUCAAGAAUUGGACAACCGGCGAGGUCUGCUACAUCGAGUUCAAGCCACGCGGCUGGACGGCUUCCAGCGCCUACGUUAUUACCGGCAAGGUCGUCGACGCCAACGGCCGCGUGCGCUUCAGUCUCGGCGGCCGCUGGAAUUCCAAGCUCUACGCCCGCUACACCCCCGGCUUCGAGGCCACCAUCGACGACGCAGCCGCCGCCAAGGCCGACACCUCCGGUCCGCCCCAAUCCGAAGCCAUCACCGACCCCAACAAGGCUUUCCUCAUCUGGCAGGCUAACCCCCGUCCUCAAGGCAUCCCCUUCAACCUCACCCCCUUCGUGCUCACCUUCAACCACAUCGACGACCAACUCCGCCCCUGGAUCGCCCCCACCGACUCACGUCUGCGGCCCGACCAGCGCGCCAUGGAGGAGGGCGAGUACGACUUUGCCGCUACGGAGAAGAACCGGCUUGAGGAGGGACAGCGUGCGCGGAGGCGCGUGCGCGAGGCCAAGGGCGAGGAGUUUAUUCCGGCGUGGUUUACGAAGGCGAAGUGCGAGGUCACGGGGGAGUCGUACUGGAAGUUUAAUGGUGGGUAUUGGGAGAAGAGGGAGAAGGCGGGGCCUGGGGCGGAGGGUGCGAAGGUGUGGGAGGGACUGGAGAAGAUCUUUUAA
Dichotomopilus funicola is the source of this 3684-nucleotide messenger RNA. RefSeq names its product Oxysterol-binding protein-domain-containing protein. Gene Ontology annotation, biological process: exocytosis; maintenance of cell polarity; endocytosis. The transcript has 2 exons. Gene Ontology annotation, molecular function: protein binding; sterol binding. The record is from RefSeq and is a predicted model, not a curated record. The coding region runs from base 1 to 3684 and encodes 1227 amino acids. Gene Ontology annotation, cellular component: membrane; intracellular membrane-bounded organelle; cytosol. NCBI's taxonomy places the organism in Eukaryota, Fungi, Ascomycota, Sordariomycetes, Sordariales, Chaetomiaceae.